GCGUGUUUGCGAUGAUGUGCUUCCAUCUGUGGGGAGAGGGAAAACCCAAGCAAGUUUUGGAAAGAGACAACCGCUAUACUGAAACAUGGUUAUAUCAUAGAUGUCUCCGUGGAAAUCUAUAGGCAAUGUGAUAGGAACGUAGGAAGCUGCCAUAUACUGAGUCAGACCAUAGGUCCAUCUAGCUCAGUAUUGUCUACCCAGACUGGCAGCGGCUUCUCUGAGGUUACACACGGGACUCUCAGCCCUAUCUUGGAGAUGCCAGGGAGGGAACUUGGAACCAUGAAGAUGCUCUUUCCAGAGCAAGCCCAUCCCCUAUGGGGAAUCUCUUCCAAUGCUCACACAGGUAGUCUCCCAUUCAAAUGCAAACCAGGGUGGACCCUGCUUAGCAAAGGAGUCAAUUCAUGCUUGCUGCCACAAGACUCGCUCUCCUCCCAUGUGGAGCGGAGAGCUGGUCUUGCCUCCAGGUUCAGAGGCAGAAUGCCAGUUUCAGGGGAGCAACAGCAGGAGAGGGGGCAUGGGCUUCAUCUCAGGCUUGGGGGCUUCCCAGUGGCAUCUGGUGGGCCACUGCGGACCACAUGGAUCCUGCCACUUGGGAUUUGACAAGCCUUGCCUCGAACUGUGGUAUGUCAGGACGGAAGCCCUGCUCCCCCAUUCUGUUCAACAUGUGUACAAUCGCUUUACCGUGUACACGGGUAAGAUGUGCCUUUAUUCCUAUAUUAUGCUGAAUACGAAGACAGCCGUACACUUCUGCUCUGUAUCCCGCCUUUGAGGGGGGCCUGAACCCAGGUUCGUUUUUAAGACAAACCUAGGUAUAGCCGUUCACACAAACACGUGUCCAUAUGCGCAGACAGCAGACACCGCUUAAUGUCUAAAUAGUGUCGCUCUGGUGGGGAAUUCUGGGGAAUCAAAAUGGCGGCCACCAGCCUCCGGAUGCCAAGAGAAGCAUGCCGCAGUAUCGCAGCCCUCGACGUCCAAGCAAGCUAUCCGGGGGAAAUUCCCCAAGGUUGUUUAGACAAGCUUCGGAGGUUUAAAACACCACCUCUGGCACAGCUGAUUAUUACUCCAAACAGCCCUCCUGGUGGUAGGAUUACACUGGGUCAUGGGUAGAGUGGCCAUGCCCCCCGAAAUUCCGGUUUCCACCUGGAUUUUAAGCAUCUCACCCAGAUUGCUUGGCCCACCCAGAUCCGCCUGGAUUUUAGCUUUCAUUUAAAAAAAAAAAAAAAAAAAGCUAAGCUCUCGCCCUCGUAGAAGCGGAGUUAUGGAGCAAAACCAUGCAGCCACUAUUCGGCUCACAAAUUAUUUUCACACCCAUUUACAUAAUAAGCAACUUAGGCAACUGGAUUUGGAAAGCCGGAAUAUGACAACCCUAGGGGCACUUGACAACCGGCCCCUCAUCAUCGGCCAGUCCAGCUUUAAAUAACCCACAACAGUCCUAGCAAAUCUCGCGAUGUCUUCGCCUAAAAAGAGAUCUCGUUCCGAGAUCUCGCGAGAGUUCCAGCAGACUCUUUCAACUCUCAGCCACAUCACCAUGGUUGGACACUCGCCCGUUUUAGCCUACAAUCAUCCGCACUAAGCCCAUCCUUGGCCACAAGGUGGGGCACACAGGCUGAGCUCUCUCCUUAUUUGGGGUAAGUUCCCCUGUUUUCUCCUACCCCACAGUUGCCGUUUCUUGACACACAGCAACAUUCAUACAAAAAACUGUCCGUACAGACAUCUGGAUGCAGGCACAGCGUAAUGUCUGGAUAGGCCUUCAGUGUCGCUCUGAUGGGGACUUCUGGGAAAUCAAAAUGGCGGCCACCAACCUGUGAUUCUGAGAAGAAUAUCUCAUUGGUCAAUAUCCCUGACACUCAGAAUAGUCAACAAGGACGUUGCCAGUGAUUUCCCAGCUGCGAAUAGGAUCGUGAGGAACAUCGGAAGCUGCCGUAUACUGAGUCAGACCAUUGGUCCGUCUAGCUCAGGAUUGUCUACACAGACUGGCAGCGGCUUCUCCAAGGUUGCAGGUGGGAAUCUCUCUCAGCCUUAUCUAGGAGAUGCUGCCAGGGAGGGAACAUGAAACCUUCUGCUCUUCCCAGAGCAGCUUUAUCCAUUAAGGGGAAUAUCUUAAAGUGAUCACAUGUAGUCUCCCAUUCAUAUGCAGCUAGGGGGACAAGUUAUGCUUGCUACCGCAAGACCAACUCUGGAGCUAUAUUACUGGCAGAAGGAAUGCUUAACCUUUGCUCUGGCCCCAAUCCAAAUCUCCUGAAGUUCUGUUAACCCCACUGGGGCUGGUGAAACCUGGAAUUUCAGGGGGCAUGUCAACUCUAGGGGGGACUGAAAAUUCAGUCGUAUCUCACCCACAUUGCAUCUAGGGACCUAAAUGUACCAGGAAGUCAGAAAAAGAAUCAUCAGCGGCCAGAAGGGGGCAGCAAAUCUCUUAGUUGUUUGUUAGCUGAUCCUUUAAUAGCCUGUGGGAUUUUUUUUUUUUUAGUGAGAAAUGGAAGGGAACUCUCAGAACAUAAUUUGUAUCUUUCUGCCUGCAUUACUUAGGCAAGAUCUCAUUCCAUGUUUAUGUCCUUUUCAGUCGCAUCAAUUUCAAGAGGAGAGUUAAGCUUAUGUUUAAAUUUUCUCCCCCUUGAAAUUGACCGGGCCUAAAAGUGCUCUUUGUGAAGAACAAAAGGACGGCCAUCUUUGAACGAAUACAAACAGGGUGGAUAUUGAUAUACCACUUUUGACCAAUAUUUCCCAAAGUGGUUAACAAAGAUCUACACAAAGAGGGCCAGCGUGGUGUAGUGGUUAGCGUGCUGGACUAGGACCGGGAAGACCCGAGUUCAAAUCCCCAUUCAGCCAUGAGACUUGCUGGGUGACUCUGGGCCAGUCACUUCUCUCUCAGCCUAACCUACUUCACAGGGUUGUUGCGAGGAGAAACUUAAGUAUGGGCUCCUCUGGGCUCCUUGGAGGAAGAGUGGGAUAUAAAAUGUUAAAAAUAAAAUAAUAAGUAAAUAAAAACGGCUCCCUGUCCCCAAAGGGCUCACAAUCUAAGAAAGAAACAUAAGACAGACACCAGCAACAGCCACUGGAGGGAUUUUGUGCUGGGGACGGAUAGGGCCAGUUGCUCCCCCCGCUAAAUAAAGAGAAUCACCUCUUUUAGAAGUUGCCUCUCAGCUCAGUUAGCAGGGGUUUGGGCUGGUUUGGGCAUCAUAUUAGCUUUUUACUCCAGAUGUGAAGGCCAGUAAUACACAACAAGUGGGGCCCUAGUCCGGAUCAGGGCCCCAAAACAAGGGGGGGUAGUCCUUUACUCCCCAAAUGGUCCCAAUCUGGAUUCAUUCCCCCACCCCCCUGCAAGAAGCCUCCCACCUGGAAACCUAAGGAUCAAUACUUUAUUACAGUCACUGAUAAGAAUAAGAACAAUGCUUACAAACAGAAGCCCAGCAAAAUAAACAACCAGGAUUGUGAUACAGUUGUUAAACAUCAACAAAGAUCAGCUCGAUUUGGUUCCUAAUGUGUUCCUGGUGAAAUUUUACUGGCUAUUAAACAGAACUUAGCCACAUUAUAAGCUCUUAAAUCAUUCUGGUCAGUUAAAAAAUCACCGAGUGGGGAAAAAAUCUGUGCAACCUGGAUGAGAACUAAUAAAAGGAUAUAUAUAUUUAUGCCAUAGGUCUCGAUAAAACUGACAAUAAAGGAGCAUUCAAUAUCUCCCAAGUUGCAGUGAUAAGUAUGUUUUUUGUAGGGGAUUUUUUGAUAUCUUCCGUCCAGAAUAGCUGUAAGUAAGACAUUACACGUUGUUGUUGUUUUUACAUUUAUAUCCCGCUCUUCCUCUAAGGAGCCCAGAGCGGUGUACUACAGCCUUAAGUUUCUCCUCACAACAACCCUGUGAAGUAGGUUAGGCUGAGAGAGAAGUGACUGGCCUAGAGUCACCCAGCACGUCUCAUGGCUGAAUGGGGAUUUGAACUCGGGUCUCCCUGGUCUACAUCAUCCCUGUGUCAAAGCUCUGUGGUAUUUUUGCACUGUUAUCCAGUUUAGAUAUCUAGCAGGGUUAGAAUUUUUAGAACUUAGAACUUUUCGAACUUAGAACUUUUUUUAGAACUUAGAACUUUUGAUAUCUCCCUUCCAGAAAGGCUGUUAGUAAAGCAUUACAUCAUGCCUACGUCAAAGCUCUGCAGUAUUUUGGUACCAUUUUCCAGUUUAGAUAUCUAGCAGGGUUAGAACUUUUAGAACUUAGAACAUUUCGAACUUAGAACUUUUUUUAGAACUUAGAACUUUUGACAUCUCCCUUCCAGAAUGGCAAUUAGUAAGGCAUUAGGAGAAACACAUGGAGACUCUGCUCUCGAACCCGAGCCAGAGGAGUCCUGGAGCCAGUUCCCACUCUCAGCUCUGCCCCAAGGGAAACUGGGGAGGGGCAGACCACUGAACCACCCCAUGGGAAGACCUACCACCAUCUCCACCAAGAUCCAGGGAGAAAUGCCAGCACCGGGCCAGGAUUGUGUUACAGCAGACCAGCUCAACAUUGCCCCCCGCCAACAGUUUUUGGACUACAAGUCCCAUAAUCCCUAGCCACAGUGGCCCAUAGCCAGGGAAGAUGGGAGUUGUAGCCGAGAGUCCCAGCAACAGCACAAGAACACGUGCCUGGCAGCCCAGCGUGGGAAGGCCUCUUGGGGAGGAGGGGGUCUCCUCAGGAGGAAGAGACUGAACUAGACUCAGGUGGUGCAAAGAUAGUCCUGAGAGGGAGGGUGGAGUCUGGCCAGCCUCCAUAUAAGCUCAGCAUCUACACAGACCAGGUAAGGGUUCAACUGCUUUCCAGGCUGGUUUCUUCCAGCUUGUGCCUAGAUGGUGUCUUCUGGAACCUCAUAUGUUCCAAAAUCUUGACAUCCCAGCUCUUUAGCUGUGCUACUGCUAUUGCAUCCUGACCUCACCUGCCUCCAGAAAUACACUGGCUCAACAGCUUUGCCCAGAGGGAAGCUUCAAGCUCAAAAUGAGAAGAUGAAGGAAUUUCCUGACUGCAAGAGAUGCUUGACAGCGGAACAGCCUGCCUCAUGAUGCGAAACCUGAGGUGGAGGUAGCGAUAAAGUGCAUUAACAAGAAGAACCUGGCGAAAUCCCAGACUCUCUUGGGGAAGGAAAUUAAAAUACUCAAGGAACUGAAACAUGAAAACAUUGUGGCCUUGUACGACUUCCAGGAAAUGGCCAACUCCGUUUAUUUGGUUAUGGAGUACUGCAAUGGGGGUGACCUGGCAGAUUACUUGCACGGCAUGAGGACUCUCAGCGAGGACACGAUCCGGCUCUUUCUCCAGCAGAUUGCCGGCGCCAUGAAGGUGCUACACAGCAAAGGGAUCAUCCACCGGGAUCUGAAACCUCAGAAUAUUCUCCUCUCCUUUGCUGGGGGCAAGAAAUCAAAUCCCAAUAACAUCCGCAUCAAAAUCGCGGAUUUUGGAUUUGCACGAUACCUGCAGAGCAAUAUGAUGGCAGCAACUUUGUGUGGCUCUCCCAUGUAUAUGGCCCCAGAAGUCAUUAUGUCUCAGCAUUAUGACGCCAAAGCGGACCUGUGGAGUAUUGGCACCAUCAUUUACCAGUGUCUGACAGGAAAGGCACCCUUCCAGGCCAGCAGCCCCCAAGACCUUCGCCUCUUCUACGAGAAAAACAAGAUGCUAAUGCCCAACAUCCCAAGAGAGACAUCCAGCCACCUGAGGCAGCUGCUGCUGGGACUCUUGCAACGCAAUCACAAAGACCGCAUGGAUUUCGAUGAAUUUUUCCAUCACCCUUUCUUAGAUGCAAGUGCCUCUAUGAAAAAAUCUGCUUCUGUGCCAAUGCCUUCGUACCCCAGCUCCGGCUCUGGGAGUUCUUCUAGCAGCUCUUCCACAUCCCAUCUGGCGUCUCCUCCUUCCCUCGGGGAGAUGCCCCAUCUCCAAGAGAAAGCUUUAGCCUCCCCUACCCAGGGUUCCCCGGGCUUCCUGCACGGCUCGAAAGAAUCCGUUGGCAGCAGCAGCAAGAACUCCUCCUGCGACACGGACGACUUUGUCAUGGUGCCAGCGCAGUUUCCAAGUGAUAUAGCUGUGGAAGCCGCAGGAGGGAAGCCGAUCCAGGACAGCCUGAUGUGCAGCGGCAGCUCCCUGGUGACUUCAGUAGGCUUGGAAAGCCAGGGAAGGACUCCAUCUUCUUCCCCCCCAUACAGCAGUUCUCCCAGCCCAUCAGGUAGGCCUGUUCCGUUUUCAUCAAGCAGCAAAUUUGGACAGUCGGUGCCCAUCCCAGUCCCAACGCAGAUCCACAACUACCAGCGGAUUGAACAGAACCUUCAGUCUCCCAAUCAAUACGUUUCGCCACAGUCUGGCGCAGUUCGGCGGUCCAGCAGCACGAGCCCGCUUGGUUUUGCCAAGGGCAGCCCCUCCCCGCCCUUUGCGGGCGAGCAUGGCGCCAUCCCCACCUCCAGAAGAUUCUCCUUUGGUGGUGCUAAGCCUUACACACCGUCCCCACAAGUUGGGACAAUUCCAGAGCAGCCCGACCAGACUGUUAUCCCUUCUCCUCCUCUAGGAGCCGAGAUGAGGACCCGGGUACCCAUGCCUGGUGUCUCAGUGCCCAGCUCUUCCCCCCGUGGGAUGGGCUCCCGCCUCCACAGCGCACCCAACUUGUCCGAUCUGCAUUCCUGCCGGCAGAAGAUUACCAAGCAGUACUCGGAUCCACUGGCCGCCCAUUUUGGCCACAGCCCGCCUGUCCAGACCCAUGGCCUGCAGCCUUCCUGCCGCCCUCUGAGGUCUUCGCCAAAGCUCUCCGAAUGUAUGCAGAGGAGCCCCCUGCCGACCAUUAUGGGCUCUCCGACAAAGGCGAUGUCCCCUUUUGAGUUCAACAAAACCCCAAGCUCCCAAAAUCUGCUUGCCCUCCUGGCCCACCAGGGGGUCAUGAUAACCCCAACAAGGAACAAGACCCUGCCGGACCUGAAAGAGAUGGGCCACUUUCCCUGCCAGCAGGCAGGCCUUGCUUUGAGGCCGAUGGAUGAAGCCAAAGGCAGGUCGCUCAGCACAGGCCGUCUCACAGAUCUCCUCCUCAAGGCCGCUUUUGGGGCCCAGAUCGCGGAAGCUGGCAGCAGCGACAGCCUGAACAAUGAGAAGCCGAUGGAGAUCACAGCUCCUGCUGCUGCCUGUGGAGGAAACCUACACACUGGGGCUCGAGAUCGGGGUUCAGCAAGCCCAUCUCCAGUGAUCUUUACUGUUGGGUCCCCUCCCAGUGGGACGACGCCACCACAGACCACCCGGAGCCGAAUGUUUUCAGUGGGUUCGUCUAGCUCCAUAAGUUCCGGAGGAUCGUUCAGUGGGCGGCAUUUCAUCAUGGGGGCCGGCGGGGAACUGCUGGAAGCCCCACCGGGUCUCCGAUACGCGUUUGGCGAUCCUAUCCCAGCCAGCCUGGAAGGAGCAGUGACUUUUGAGGCACCUGAGCUCCCGGAGGAGACACUCAUGGAGCAAGAGCACACGGACAUCCUGCGCAGCUUACGGUUCACCCUGGCCUUCGUCCACUACGUGAUGGAGAUUGCGGCCGUCCGAGGAAGCACCACUGAAAUGAACAGCUCAGUGGCCUCCGAGUACCAGCUACAGGAGAGCGUCGUGGCCGACCAGAUCAGCCUGCUCAGCAAAGAAUGGAGCUAUGCCGAACAACUGGUGCUGUAUCUGAAGGUCGCUGAGCUACUGUCCUCGGGCUUACAGAUGGCCAUUGACCAGAUCCGGGCAGGCAAGCUGUGUCUCUCCUCCACAGUCAAGCAAGUGGUGAGGAAACUCAAUGACCUGUAUAAAUCCAGCGUGUCUUCCUGCCACUGCUUGAACAUGAGGCUGCAGCGCUGGUUCCUGGAUAAGCAGAAGCUCAUGGACCGUAUCAACAGCAUCACGGCCGAGAAGCUCAUCUUCAGCUACGCGGUGCAAAUGGUUCAAGCUGCUGCCCUGGACGAGAUGUUCCACCACCGAGAGGACUGCGCCCAAAGGUACCACAAGGCACUGCUGCUGAUGGAGGGCCUGUUGAACAUCAUCACCGAACAAGGGGACAUUGAGAACAUUAACAAAUGUAAAAUGUGUAUCGAACGCAGACUAUCUGCCCUAUUGUCGGGGAUCUGUGCGUGACGAGGAGCCAGCUGCCCUCGCUUUGCAGGUGACCCCUGUCCGUUUCUAGACACCUGCUGCCAAGAUGGCGAACCCCAUUUGAACACUGGUGAUGACUUCUUUCCCCGUUGGCAUGAUUCAAGGAGAGCUCCCCCAGGUUUGGAGCGGGGCCCUCUCCCUCGCUCUCUCCAAGGACAGUCGAAGGCUAGUUUGCAGUCUCUUUGCUGCAGGGGCAGACCAGAGGAAGGCAAUACGACUCACGGGAGACCUGGGUGUUAUCCCUGCUGCCUCGCCCCUGGCUUUCAUUUGCUGGAAGAGAGCUAGGUGAAGAAUCGAGCAUCUUUCAUGCCCAUUUCGGAGGACUGGGCGGCCGCUGCGAAGCCUGCCCUGCCGAGGGCUUGGAGGCGUUAUAGCUCUGUGGUCCGUUGCUGGCAGUGGAUACACUGAGCACCCUUGCGUUGGGAGCGAAGAAGCUUCGUUGGAAAGGGUUGGAAAGGACGUCCUUCACAGUCCGGGCCAGCUGCGUCCUCGACCCCACGUCUGCCGAGAGCUAAUCGGCCAGGACCUUUCUGGAGAAGUGUACCUCCUAUUCUGUGUUUGUCCACAGCUGCUCACACGUGUCAUCACUUCCUGCCUAAGAGAAGGCUUGCACGGUCAAGAAACUCGAUUUUGCGGCAGACAGGAAGUGUGGAAGUGCACUACGUCAGUGUUGCUGAAGAGGCAGUUGUUCUGGGUCUGCAUCUAAACGGAGUGAUGCAAGUUGACUCUCUUUUGCAUUGGUCUUGAGAAGCCAAAAUGUAUGUGUGGUUCCCUCCCUGCCCCAUUCUUCACCCAAAGGAGAGUUGCUCAUAGAUGCAUGGAUAUGACUCUCCUCCCAUUGACACAUCUCCAGUAUGAGAAAACAUCUGUGCAGAUUUUGGGCUUUCAGCUGUUGGCCAGAAUAUUAUCCUUCCUCCCAAUCCUGGGGGCAGGGAUCAAAACAGAAACACACACACACACACACACACACACACUCACUCUUUGUGAAUCAAAGGAGCACUUUACGGACAAUUUGAACUUGAGCCUUCUGGCACUGCAUCCUGCAAUGACCCGAGGACGUUGUGACUUCUAGGAAUGCUGUUCCCCUCGCCUUUUCACCCCGUUUGCGGCUACGUUGUUGGUUGUUUGAUUGUUGGGGUUUUUUAAAAUUUCAUUUUUAAAAAUUGCACUACAAGUGUGUAUGUGUGUUCGUAUAUAUAUAUAUAUAUAUUAAUAUAUAUCGAUGGAGUGGAUAUGUAUUAAUAUGUAUAUGAUCUAAUGGUAUAGUGUGUUAUUUGUGUUUGAACUGUACUGUAUUGUAUGCUUGUGUGUGGCGGGGUGAGGGCGAUCGUGCAGUCCACAUUAUCUCUGCAAUAGGCAGUGCUAGCUUGACAACUUUCCGUACCAAGAAUUGUUUGCUUUACAGUUUAA
Messenger RNA from Hemicordylus capensis (graceful crag lizard), 9499 nucleotides. It is a transcript of the gene ULK1, whose product is annotated as unc-51 like autophagy activating kinase 1. The coding region runs from base 5156 to 8071 and encodes 971 amino acids. NCBI's taxonomy places the organism in Eukaryota, Metazoa, Chordata, Lepidosauria, Squamata, Cordylidae. The record is from RefSeq and is a predicted model, not a curated record. The transcript is spliced from 29 exons. Gene Ontology annotation, molecular function: ATP binding; protein serine/threonine kinase activity. Gene Ontology annotation, biological process: peptidyl-serine phosphorylation; protein autophosphorylation; positive regulation of autophagy. Gene Ontology annotation, cellular component: autophagosome; cytoplasm.